AUACCAUCUGUCCAGAAAUUUGCGUAACAACAAAGGAGGACCUGAAUCUACUUGGCGCACCCCUUUUCGAAGAAGGCUUCAUUAAGUUUUCUGAAAAAGUUUUGAGCAAGUUGAAGGUUAUGUUCGAGCGUUUGAAACUUCUUAAUUCUCAUACGGCUUUAUUUCUUUUAAAAAACUGUUUUGCCGUUCCGAAACUUACAUAUUUGCUCAGAACGUCACCAGCAUGGAAAUUCGAAGAUUUCAUAUCAUCUUUCGAUGACGAAAUUAAGGACCUUCUGGAAACAAUCCUAAAUAUUGAUAUGAAUGACCAACAAUGGACUCAAGCCACAUUGCCUAUCAAUUUUGGGGGCCUUGGUAUAAGGAAACUACAAGACAUUUCUUUGCCAGCUUUCCUUAGCUCUUCAUUUGGAGUUAAAAGUCACGUCUCUCAUAUUCUCAAUUUUCAAGAUACGACUUUUAUUGUUCAUUUAGAUGAAGCUUUGGAAAAAUGGAAAAGUUUAAAUGAUCUUCAAGCACCUUCUAUCAAGCAUUUGCAAAAGAAUUGGGACUUAAUUAACGUUCAACGGAUAAUGAAUGAGAACUUCAAGUUUACAUUGAAAACGGACAUAGCACGUUUCAAAGCUUUGCAAUGUAAAGAAUCAAAUGCCUGGUUACAUUCAAUACCAUCAUCAAACAUUGGAACAGUCAUGGACAGAAAUGACGGAAAAAGACCGGAUGCAACCUGUGUCGAUACUUUCGCAGACUCAUAUUUAUCAAAAACAUCUACAAAGGCUAGACAACUUGCAGAUUAUGCAGCGUCUCAGAAGCACAAACAUUAUUCAGAACUUUUGUCUUCUAACAAUUAUAUUCUAUUAGCCUUCGCUGUUGAAACUAUGGGCCCGUGGAGUGAAGAAGCAUUAAAUUUCGUAGACAAAAUCGGCCAUAAACUACAAGAGUUGACUGGAGACAAAAGAUCAAAAUUCUUUCUAAUACAGAGAAUGUCAAUGGAAAUACAAAGACACAACGCCGCUUGUAUUAUGGGCACAAUUUCCCCGAAUAAACCAUUGGAAGAAGUUUUCUAUUUAUAA
Bradysia coprophila is the source of this 1067-nucleotide messenger RNA. RefSeq lists its product as uncharacterized. NCBI's taxonomy places the organism in Eukaryota, Metazoa, Arthropoda, Insecta, Diptera, Sciaridae. The record is from RefSeq and is a predicted model, not a curated record.